UCUCCAUCCUCUUCACCACAAUCUUCAUUCACCGAGUUUGCAAAAACAAAAGCAAACCCAACUCUGCAAAACCGAACAUGAAAUCCAUUUCAAAUUUCAAAUUCCUCCUAGCCUUUUUUGGAACACUUUUACUAACCCUAACCCUCCUGUUCGUUGAAAGAACGUCUAGUCCAGUUCCAUCCAGUCUAAUCCGGAACGGGGUCCUAAUUGAGUCCUUAAUUAAUCCCCUCCUUCGCAUCAUCUACACUCACCCCACCUUUCUCUUGUCUUGCAUUUGGUGCCUUUUCCUUUCCAUCUUUUACUACUACAUCUCUAGUCCCAACCCAGUUUUUCUCCUGGACUUCUCGUGCUUCAAACCAAACCCUAACCAAAAAUGCAGCUACAAAGCCUCUGAGCACUUUGUAUUCAGGACGAAUCGCUUCAGCGAGGAAAGCCAAGAAUUCAUGCGUAAAAUCUACCUCAAAUCAGGCCUAGGGGACGAAACAUAUGCACCAAAAUUCGUCUUCCAACCCAACCCGAAAGCCGACCUCAAAUCAGCCAUUGAUGAAGCUCAAGAAGGCAUGUUCUCGUCGAUCAACUCACUCCUCUCAAAAACCAACAUCGACCCAAGUCUUAUCGAUUGCCUUAUUGUAACAUGUGGCAGCUUCUCCCCCAUGCCCUCCCUCACAUCCCUCAUUGUCAACCAUUUCAAGCUCAAAUCCGACUUAAAAACCUACAAUUUAAGUGGCAUGGGGUGUAGUUCGGGAGUAAUAUCAAUCGAUUUAGCUGCCAACGUACUAAAGCACAGUAAAAAAAUUGGUUAUGCUCUUGUGGUCAUAAUCGAAACUAUUAGCUUGAAUUGGUACUAUGGUGAUAGCCGUCCCAUGCUUGUAACAAAUUGUAUUUUUCGCGUCGGUUGUGUGGCCGCAAUGAUCACAAACGAUCCGAGUUGUCGCAGAGUUGCCAAGAUGGAACUCGUUCACUCGCUUCGAACUCACCACGGAGCGAAUGACCGAGCUUAUAAAGCUGCAUUUCAAGAGGAGGAUGACAAGGGAUGUACUGGGUUUUCACUAACUAAAGAUUUGAUUCCAGUCGCAGGCAUGUUUUUACGUGAACACAUCAAGAUUCUGGGUCCCCGAGUUCUACCACUGAGUCAACUCGGUCUGUAUGUCUACUCGGUAAUUCGUUCUACAAUGACGAGGGGUGCGUCGAAACCAAUCGUCCCGGAUUUCACCAAGGCUUUUGAUCAUUUUUGUAUUCACACGGGAGGGAAAGCGGUGAUCGAGCAAGUUGGUCGGGUUUUGAGAUUGGGGAAAGAGUUCACUGAGCCCGCUCGGAUGACUUUGCACCGAUUCGGGAACACUUCGAGUAGUCUUGUGUUUUAUGAGUUGGCAUAUCUUGAAGCUAAAGGGAGAGUUAAGAAAGGAGAUAGGGUGUGGAUGUUAGGUUUUGGGACUGGGUUUAAGGUUGGUAGCCUUGUUUGGAAGGCACUUUUAGAUUUGGGAAAUGAGAGGGAUAAUCCCUGGAGUGAUUGCAUCGACAGUUACCCAUUGAAGUCAUGGUAAAUCUGAUAAGGCUAAGUCAUACAAAUUAGUCAGAAAAUUUAGGUGGCUUUUGGUAUGCAAUUCAAUUAGGAAAUUCGAAAAUUUUAAUUUUUCUUAAAAAUAAGGAGUUCUAUAUAAAUAGAUAUUUUCUAUUUCAAGUAUUUGAGUGUUUUUUAGUUUAGGUUUUCAAAA
Molecule: messenger RNA, 1715 nt
Organism: Prunus avium (sweet cherry)
Lineage: Eukaryota; Viridiplantae; Streptophyta; Magnoliopsida; Rosales; Rosaceae
Source: RefSeq, a predicted model, not a curated record